Paramecium primaurelia is the source of this 1513-nucleotide messenger RNA. The record is from the annotation of a GenBank genome assembly. Lineage: Eukaryota; Ciliophora; Oligohymenophorea; Peniculida; Parameciidae.
AUGAUAAGAAUUCAAUAACUGGGAUAGCAAUUUAAUGCAACCAAGUCAACAUUGACAAUAUAAGAUUCAAGAUCAGGAAAGAAAUAUGAGAUUCCCAUUUCUAAUAAUUUUAUUAAGGCUAGUGAUCUUGAGAAGAUAAAAGAUGAAAAUGGUUCAAUCAUUCGUUCUUAUGAUCCUGGUUAUAUGAAUACUGUUAAUUGCGUAUAUUUUGCAUUCAUAAAAGACAUCCAAAAUUAGUUUCAUUGAUGGAGACAAUGGCAUACUUGAAUAUCGAGGUUAUCCCAUUGAACAAUUAGCUGAAAAAAGUACUUAUUUAGAAGUAGCCUUUUUACUUAUUUAUGGUGAAUUACCAACUCCAUUGCAAUAUGAUAAAUGGUGUAAAAAGUAUGCAAUUAUUUAUUAUUUAAUUUCAGAAUCUAAACUCAUACAUUUGUCCAUUAAGAUCUUUAUGGACUCUUGUCUCAAUUUAGAUAUGAUGCACAUCCUAUGGGAAUGGUUAUUAGUUCACUUUCAGCUGUUAGUACUCUACAUCCAGAAGCCAAUCCAGCUUUAUCAGGAUAAAAUAUCUAUGCUGUAUUAUUUAAUCUUUAAAAUAGGAUUAAAAAUCUAGGAACAAAUAAAUUCAUAGAAUGAUUGGAUCUAUUACAACCAUAACAGCACUUGCAUAUAGAAAUAGAAUUGGAAGACAACCUAAUCAACCUCAUUAAUAAUUAGGAUAUGUUGAUAAUUUCUUAUAUAUGAUGGAUAGACUUAAUGAAUCUAAUUAUACUCCACAUCCAACUAUUACAAAAGUUUUAGACAUUUUAUUCAUUUUACAUGCUGAACAUGAAUUGAAUUGUUCAACUUCUGCAGUUAGACAUCUUACAUCAAGUGGUGUAGAUAUCUAUACAGCUAUUGCUGGAGCUGCUGCUGCACUUUAUGGUCCUAAACAUGGUGGUGCCAAUGAAGCAGUUUUAAGAAUGCUUGAAAAAAUUGGAUCUAAAUAAAAUAUUCCAUAAUUUAUAGAAAAUGUAAAAAAUAAGAAAGCUCUACUCUUUGGAUUUGGACAUAGAGUUUAUAAAUCAUAUGAUCCAAGAGCAAAAAUUGUUAAAUAAUUAGCUUACUAAGUUUUUGAUUUGGUUGGUAAAGAUCCUUUAAUUGAAAUUGCAUUAGAAUUAGAAAAUAUUGCCUUAAAUGAUAAGUAUUUUAAAGAUAGAUCACUCUAUCCUAAUGUUGAUUUUUAUACUGGAAUUAUUUAUAAAGUAAUUCAUAAAUUUAUAUUUUAUAGGCUCUUGGAUUUCCUACUGAUAUGUUUCCUUUGUUAUUUGCUAUUCCAAGAAUUUCUGGAUGGUUAGCUCAUUGGUGUGAAUUCCUUGAUGAUCCUGAAAAUAAAAUUGUUAGACCAAGAUAAAAUUAUUAAGGAUAUAAAACAAGAGAUUAUGUUCCUAUUGAUUAAAGAAAAUAAACAGAUGCUUAUAUUCAUGCACCAUCAACAUCCUUUUCAACAAGAAGAAAUGUUUCUGUUAAAAAAUGA